Molecule: messenger RNA, 2457 nt
Organism: Acipenser ruthenus (sterlet)
Lineage: Eukaryota; Metazoa; Chordata; Actinopteri; Acipenseriformes; Acipenseridae
Product: putative adenosylhomocysteinase 3
Exons: 17
Coding region: 70-1899 (609 amino acids)
Biological process (GO): L-methionine cycle
Cellular component (GO): cytosol
Source: RefSeq, a predicted model, not a curated record
CACGACUCAUAUCCGCUGUGUGUAUAUUGUGUGUGUGUGUGUUGGAAAGAGGACUGUGAAAUUGCGGAGAUGUCGGUCCAGGUUGUAGCUGCGAAAAUGGCCGAGGUCGAGCUGAAAGAUAUUAACAGCAAAAGUCUGCCUGCUGCGAUGCCAGUGGCACAGAAGCAGGAAGAAAAGUCUGCGAUUAAAAGCCAAACCGCUGCCCCUUCCCCCAGUCCUGCUGUUUCGGCUGCAGCUAAGGUGGCUGCAGCACCCGAGGAUCCUACCCUUCCAACCCCGAGUCCGAACCUCAUGAAGAUGCCGCAGGCAUCUGUGUUGAAGCGGACUGAACCACAGCACAACGGCGGAGAGGCGUUCAUCAAUCCCGAUGGUACAGUAACUGAGGCACCGAAGACUGUGAAAAAGCAAAUCCAGUUUGCUGACCAGAAGCAGGAGUUUAACAAGCGCACCACCAAGAUUGGCCGUCGCUCCCUGUCCCGCUCCAUCUCCCAGUCCUCCACAGACAGCUACAGCUCAGCCGCCUCCUACACAGACAGCUCGGAUGAUGAGACCUCUCCGAGAGACAAGCAGCAGAAGAACUCCAAGGGAAAUGGUGACUUCUGCAUCAAAAACAUCAAGCAGGCAGACUUCGGGCGGAGGGAGAUCGAGAUCGCUGAGCAAGCUGCCCGUCCUGCCUGUGCAGAGAUGCCUGCCCUGAUGGCUUUGAGGAAGCGAGCUCAGGGAGAGAAGCCACUGGCUGGAGCAAAGAUCGUGGGCUGCACUCACAUUACUGCACAGACUGCUGUCCUGAUGGAGACACUGGCUGCCCUGGGUGCUCAGUGCAGGUGGGCUGCCUGUAACAUUUACUCCACUCAGAAUGAAGUUGCAGCUGCCCUUGCUGAAGGUGGGUUUGCUGUGUUUGCGUGGAAAGGUGAAUCGGAAGACGACUUCUGGUGGUGUAUUGACCGGUGUGUCAAUGUGGAGGGGUGGCAGCCCAACAUGAUUCUGGAUGAUGGAGGUGACCUCACUCACUGGAUCUAUAAGAAGUACCCCAACAUGUUUAAGAAGAUCAAGGGAAUUGUGGAGGAGAGUGUCACUGGAGUGCACAGGUUGUACCAGUUGUCUAAAGCUGGGAAGCUGUGUGUCCCAGCCAUGAACGUGAAUGACUCUGUAACCAAACAAAAGUUUGAUAAUCUUUACUGCUGUAGGGAGUCCAUCCUGGAUGGUCUUAAAAGAACGACAGAUGUGAUGUUUGGAGGAAAGCAGGUGGUAGUGUGUGGAUACGGAGAGGUUGGAAAGGGGUGCAGUGCUGCCCUGAAAGCUAUGGGCUCCAUUGUGUAUGUCACUGAGAUAGACCCCAUCUGCGCACUGCAAGCCUGCAUGGAUGGUUUCAGACUGGUGAAGCUGAAUGAAGUCAUCAGACAGGUGGACAUAGUUAUCACUUGUACAGGUAAUAAAAACGUUGUGGUAAGGGAAUACUUAGACCGUAUGAAGAAUGGUUGCAUUGUCUGCAACAUGGGACAUUCCAACACUGAAAUUGACGUGGCCAGUCUGCGCACUCCUGAGCUGACCUGGGAGCGUGUGAGGUCACAGGUGGACCAUGUGAUCUGGCCUGAUGGCAAGAGAAUAGUGCUACUGGCCGAGGGUCGUCUGCUGAAUCUGAGCUGCUCUACAGUUCCUACCUUUGUGCUCUCCAUCACCGCAACCACCCAGGCACUGGCUUUAAUAGAGCUGUACAAUGCUCCAGAGGGCCGUUACAAGCAGGAUGUCUACUUGCUGCCGAAGAAAAUGGAUGAGUACGUGGCGAGCCUUCAUCUUCCAACAUUCGAUGCACAUCUUACCGAACUGACAGAUGAGCAAGCAAAGUACCUGGGCUUGAAUAAAAACGGGCCCUUUAAGCCAAAUUACUAUAGAUAUUAGCCUUCUGUAAAAAAUAAAAAAUAACAGACCAGAAGAACAACAGCGACCAGAACAAGAAAAGAAGCCUUUCAAAGCUACUGUACAGGAUUUAAGAAGCUCAUGAUUUUAAAAAGCUGGACUUCACAGUGAAGCAGACACACAGCACAUUGAGAGUUUUAUUUAUUUUAACUGGAAUAUUGUAAUCUAACCUGAAGGCAGCCCUGGCUGCUGGGUCACUCCUAGAUGUGGCUUGAGGAGGUUACAUGAAUUCAUUUUCUCUUGCGUAUUUUGUCAGUUGUAAGUAAUCCAUUAGAGGUGUUAUUGUAACCCUAAAGAGAGAUAUUGGAAACAAAAAACAAAAAAAAUGUGUGAGGCGAUUUAUUUUAUUUUACAUUUUAUGAUGCACAAGUUUCAGUCUUAUCAUCUUUAUUUUCUGUUUGCAGGAGUGGGGGAGGGCUGCAUUCUUACUGUCUGAACCACAGAUCAAUAGAUUCAGAUUUUAUUUGUUUUAAAGCUCAUGUUGUUCUGUUCCAAUAUAUUUGAGAGAAGUUUGCACAAGUAAAUUGGCUAAUGAUAUUA